Molecule: messenger RNA, 1269 nt
Organism: Knipowitschia caucasica
Lineage: Eukaryota; Metazoa; Chordata; Actinopteri; Gobiiformes; Gobiidae
Source: the annotation of a GenBank genome assembly
AUGGUCCUGGAGUCUGUGGAGAUGGUCCUAGAGUCUGUGGAGAUGGUCUUAGAGUCUGUGGAGAUGGUCCUGGAGUCUGUGGAGAUGGUCCUAGAGUCUGUGGAGAUGGUCCUGGAGUCUGUGGAGAUGGUCCUGGAGUCUUUGGAGAUGGUCCUGGAGUCUGUGGAGAUGGUCCUAGAGUCUGUGGAGAUGGUCUUAGAGUCUGUGGAGAUGGUCCUGGAGUCUGUGGAGAUGGUCCUGGAGUCUGUGGAGAUGGUCCUGGAGUCUGUGGAGAUGGUCCUAGAGUCUGUGGAGAUGGUCCUGGAGUCUGUGGAGAUGGUCCUAGAGUCUGUGGAGAUGGUCCUGGAGUCUGUGGAGAUGGUCUUAGAGUCUGUGGAGAUGGUCCUGGAGUCUGUGGAGAUGGUCCUGGAGUCUGUGGAGAUGGUCCUGGAGUCUGUGGAGAUGGUCCUAGAGUCUGUGGAGAUGGUCCUGGAGUCUGUGGAGAUGGUCCUGGAGUCUGUGGAGAUGGUCUUAGAGUCUGUGGAGAUGGUCCUGGAGUCUGUGGAGAUGGUCCUGGAGUCUGUGGAGAUGGUCCUAGAGUCUGUGGAGAUGGUCUUAGAGUCUGUGGAGAUGGUCCUGGAGUCUGUGGAGAUGGUCUUAGAGUCUGUGGAGAUGGUCCUUGAGUCUGUGGAGAUGGUCUUAGAGUCUGUGGAGAUGGUCCUGGAGUCUGUGGAGAUGGUCCUGGAGUCUGUGGGGAUGGUCCUAGAGUCUGUGGAGAUGGUCCUGGAGUCUGUGGAGAUGGUCCUAGAGUCUGUGGAGAUGGUCCUGGAGUCUGUGGAGAUGGUCCUGGAGUCUGUGGAGAUGGUCCUAGAGUCUGUGGAGAUGGUCCUAGAGUCUGUGGAGAUGGUCCUGGAGUCUUUGGAGAUGGUCCUGGAGUCUGUGGAGAUGGUCCUGGAGUCUGUGGAGAUGGUCCUAGAGUCUGUGGAGAUGGUCCUGGAGUCUGUGGAGAUGGUCCUAGAGUCUGUGGAGAUGGUCCUGGAGUCUGUGGAGAUGGUCCUAGAGUCUGUGGAGAUGGUCCUGGAGUCUGUGGAGAUGGUCUUAGAGUCUGUGGAGAUGGUCCUGGAGUCUGUGGAGAUGGUCCUGGAGUCUGUGGAGAUGGUCCUGGAGUCUGUGGAGAUGGUCCUAGAGUCUGUGGAGAUGGUCCUGGAGUCUGUGGAGAUGGUCCUGGAGUCUGUGGAGAUGGUCCUGGAGUCUGUGGAGAGGUCCUGGAGUCUGUGGAGAUGGUCUUAG